CUUAUAGUAACAUUCAUAGAUUAGAAGCUGUCACAAAUUUAAUUUAAUAGUAUAAUUAGUGCCCUUUUGGUCAAGGAAGUCUUCUCCCUGCAGCUGGAGCCUACAUGUCCUUCAGCCAAAGAUAAGUUUUCCUGGACUACCGUGUUUUUAAAUUACCUUCAUCAUGAUUGUGAAACGAUGAUUGUUCACUGUGAUCUAAAGCCUACCAAUGUUCUUCUCGAUGAUGAAAUGGUCGCACAUGUCAGUGAUUUUGGAUUGUCUAGGCUUGUAUCUAGCCACUCACGCAAUAUGGAAACGUGUCAUACAAAUUCCUCAUCGAUCAAGGGAACAAUAGGUUAUGUCGCCCCAGAAUAUGGCAUGGGAGGGGUAGCGUCUCCAGAAGGAGAUAUUUACAGCUAUGGGAUUUUGCUCCUGGAGAUGAUCACCGGAAGGAGACCAACAGAUGGCAUGUUUCACAACGGCUUAAGCCUUCACAGUUUCUGUAAGACGGCACUACUGGAACAGUUCAAGGAGAUUCUUGAUUUUCGCUUGCUUGAACAAAUGGGUGAAGACAUGGAGAGAAUAAGUAGUCAACAGGAAGCAAAGAUAUUGGAGUGUUUGGUUUCUUUCACCAAGAUCGGAGUCGCAUGCUCCGCAGAAGUACCUGCUGAAAGAAUGAGAAUCAAAGACGCUAUCACAGAGCUAGAAGCAACCAAGGCAACGUUGAUCCACAGUACGGGACAAAUGUAGGCCAAAUCAGCAGGUGAAUUGAAAUUAUGUUUUCUCGAUGUUUAAUCGUCUUUGUUUUGUACCAAUAACUGAUAUUUAAGCUUUCUUUUCAUAUGAACUGGAUUGUCUGUAGAACUUUAGGAAGAAUUGGCAAAGUUAGAUAUGGUUAUGGUCUGAAUUUCAUAUCUUAGCAAAACCCAAGUCAGCAAACACUGUUUGAGGGUAGAACAUGAUUUUACAGACAGUCCUCGAUGAGUGAAGAUCUAAUUUCUUCUACAAACAUGGACAGAGCAGUAAACCUGACCUU
This is a messenger RNA of Theobroma umbraticum, 1015 nucleotides long. RefSeq lists its product as uncharacterized. The record is from RefSeq and is a predicted model, not a curated record. Gene Ontology annotation, molecular function: ATP binding; protein kinase activity; protein binding. Gene Ontology annotation, biological process: protein phosphorylation. NCBI's taxonomy places the organism in Eukaryota, Viridiplantae, Streptophyta, Magnoliopsida, Malvales, Malvaceae.